AUGCCAUCCGCAGAUAAACUUAAAGAAGUUUUCAAUCUUUACGACGAAGAACUCGAUGGUAAAGUCGAUGUUUCACAAAUCGGAGAUGUUAUUCGUGCUUGUGGACUUAAACCAACCAAUGCUCAAGUUAAAAAAGCUUAUGGUGGAGAGGAAAUGAAAAAAGGAUCUAAGAGAGUUACUUUUGAAGAAUGGCUUCCAAUUUACGAACAAGUAAAAAAAGAAAAGGAAGUAGGAUCAUUUGCUGAUUUCUUGGAAGGACUUAGAGUAUUUGACAAGGAAGAAUCAGGAAAGAUCUAUAAAACUGAACUUAGGCAUGUAUUAUUAGCUUUAGGAGAACGUUUAACUGCUGAUGAAGCUGAUGAACUUUUGAAAGAUGCUGCUGAUGCUGAAGGACUUGUCAACUACGAAGCUUUCAUUAAGAAGGUCAUGGCUGGACCAUAUCCAGAUGAUCUUUAA
Strongyloides ratti is the source of this 456-nucleotide messenger RNA. RefSeq names its product Myosin light chain alkali. The record is from RefSeq and is a predicted model, not a curated record. Lineage: Eukaryota; Metazoa; Nematoda; Chromadorea; Rhabditida; Strongyloididae. Bases 1 to 456 code for a protein of 151 amino acids. Gene Ontology annotation, molecular function: calcium ion binding. The transcript is spliced from 2 exons. Gene Ontology annotation, cellular component: muscle myosin complex.